AUGUCGUCCGCCGGUGGAGCUUACUCUCCAGGCGUUGGCUCGGGUACGUCUGGCAGCGGUUGUUCAGGCUCAUGCUUCGACACGAAUCAGCUCAAGUAUCAAUAUCUACAAGGCUACUUCAACGCCCACAUGCUCCCACCUCCAUCCUAUCGCUACGUCUACCUCCUAUGGUUCCUCACCAUCGCCGUCUGCCUCGUUCUUGGCUCCUUCCACAUGCUCGGUGUCGGCGACAGAUCCUACAUUGGUGCCAAAUGGAAGCGAUGGGCUACCAAGAACCGUGUCUACAAGCUCGGAAAGCGUGUCGACAUUCACGGCAACCCCAUCGACAAGGACAGCAAAGGCUUCAUUCGCGCCUAUGCGCCACUCAAGCCUCGCAAGAUUGUCACCUUUCCCAGCUUUGGCCGAGUCGUGUUGCUCUUCUUCAUGCUCGCUGUACCUAUCGUCUUGACCUUUGUCGGUGCUGAUUUCAUCGGUCCCAACCUCGGCCUCUUUGACUUUUCUCAAAGCUGGCCAUCGCAAACCACCAACACAGUUGGCAUGUCUCGUCGUGCUUUGCAGCUUUUCCCCAGGCGAGUUUUGUGGGGUCAAGGCUCAUAUCCCUCGGUCACCACCUAUCCUCCUACUCGCACUUUACCUUACCGCACAUGGUGGACAACAGGCGAUCGCACCGGAGACAUCACUAUGGGCCUCGUACCCAUCGUCCUCAUCAUGGCCCUCAAACAAGUUCCAUUUGCUCUUCUUUCAACACGCUUCUUUGGCGGAUAUGGUUUCGACCGCCUCUCUUUUCUUCACAAAUGGGGAGGUAGGAUCAUCUGGCUCUUUGCUACCGCUCACCUCGUGACCUGGUGCAUCCAGCUCAACAAGGACACCCGUAUCGGCGAGCCGGUCUGGUCCUUUGUCUUUAUGUGGACCAAGUUCCGCUGGGGUUGGGUCUCCUAUGCCUUCCUCACUGCCAUGAUAGUCCUCUCAAUAGCUCCAAUCCGCAAUCGCUUCUAUGAAUCCUUCUACAUCGCACACCUCGUCACCGUGGCAGGCUUCAUCAUCACCGCCAUGCUCCACCACCCUCCACUAGCGCAGUGGAUGUACAUUCCUUUGGCCUGGUGGAUCGCAGAGCGUCUCACGAGAGCACUCAAGGUAGCAUGGAUCAACGGUCUUGGAUUUGCAGGCCGUAAGCCGCAGUUUGCAUUGGCGCCAAAGCCUCCCAUGCCUCAUUUUUCACAAUCGGCAACCUCGUCCCACCACCCUGGUCCUCACCGUUUCCAGCAGCGACAUCCACCUCCAUCUCACCAUCAUCCGCGUAACAACUACCACAGCCAUGGCUACAGCAAUCACUACCCACAGAAUCCUUACGCCACACGCCCUCCCACCGCCAACGAUGGCUCAACUCGCGGUACAAGGACUGUUACCAGCUCCUCCUCAUCUCACAAACCUGCGCUUCAAUCACGUCUUAGCUCCGAGUACGAACACACUUUAGUCGGCUCGAUGCCAGACAGCGACAGUCGCAAAGUUUACAGCCCGCCUUUCAACCCAGGUCCAGAUGACCCCUUGAUGACGGCUGGAGCGCAUCCGUUGGAAGUGCCUGAGGAACAAAGUUUGGAUACCAAGGAGAGUACACUUGAAAGGAGAGCUACACGUGUCAGUGCUCGAUAUGACCCCGUCAACGACCUGAUACAGGACUACAUCCCAUCCCAACACACCAAUGUUGAUGUCUAUCCGCCACCGCCGCUUGAGCCAUUGCCGCCUCUUCCAAUCCAGUUUGCCAACCAAAGCAAUGGUGAUGUCAAGUAUUCGCUGCAGGACCCUUCCGAGUCGACACGGUCUCCACCACAUACCGGCCAGCUGCAUCCGCCAUAUCGAUCCGGCAGGCUACAGAGCGAUUCAUCAGCUAUGUCAGCAAGGCCCUCCACCAUGUUCAGCGUCGUUUCGAGUGCUUUUCCACGUCAGCUCAAGCCACGGCCUGCCAUGUCGGCCGAUGUCGCAGCUGUGAUCCGACCUGGCUUUGCUUUCGUUCAGCUUUUGCCUGGCAAGACACUGCGUCUCACACUGCGAACACCCAACAAAAUGUCUUGGAAACCCGGUCAGUGGGUCUAUCUCAACAUUCCCAGCGUACGCUUCUGGGAGUCGCAUCCUUUCACCAUUGCAUCUGCCCAUGACGCCGAUUUCCCAGUCGCGACAGAAUUUGUCGACACCGAUGCAGAGAAGGGACUGACCCACGCACAGAAGGCCAAGGGCGAAGAGCGCACCAUGGUCUUGCUGGUAAGAUGCCGGCACGGCUUCACUCGCCACCUCUGCAACUUUGUGGCCAAGAAGCGACAGAUGCAGAUCCAAGCUGCUGCCGACGCUCAGCAUGGCUCAGGUAUGUAUGGAAUGCCCGGCACCAUGGCGGUGCCGGCUCUCGGUAAAGACACUACCGGUGUGCAUCUCCGUGCCAUCGUUGAUGGCCCGUACGGCUCAGCGGAUCGAACGCACUGGGACAUUCACUCGACGGUGGUCAUCAUCUGCGGUGGCUCAGGCGUCAGCUUCGGCAUGUCUGUGCUCGAGCACCUCUGCGCAUGCAUGGUAGGCGCGAUCAAGUUUGGCAAAAACGGCAAGGGUGGCAAGAACUUUUUGACAAAGCGAGUUCGUUUCGUCUGGAUCAUGCGCGAGUUCUCACAUCUACAGUGGGUCGCUGCUGCGCUCAGAAGAUGCAUCGAGAUGGUGCCGCCCGAGCAUUUGCAGGUAGAUCUGUACGUGACGCAUUUCAACCACCGGUCGGCACUUCCUGGUGGCCCUAGGAAUGGGUUCAGUGGAGGACCAAGUCAAGACUAUGGACCUCACAAGUCAGGAUUCAGCGAAGGUGCCAGCUACGACAGCCGGCCGGGUUGGGAUCAGGGAACAUUCACGAGCUCGGAUGCCACCUACUCGCGCGCUGCCCGUUUCACUGAGGGGCCUGAGCAGGAAGAGUACGACAUCACAGCAUACGAUCUCACCCACUUCGACGGCGAAGAUCAAAGCGCGCCGACAGCUUUGGAAGAGGAGAUGAACAAGCGCAUCCGCUCUGAAGGCAAACUGCGACGUGCAAAGACGCGACGCAACACGGUCAAACGUAAGGGAGGGCGAGGAGGCAAGCCAGUCAACGCCGACUUGGAUCACGAUGAACAGGUGGUCGAAGCCCAGCGAGCCAUGUAUGAAGAGCGUCACGGCCUCAGACCACAGCAGCCCUACGACCCGGAGCGUCGUCCUUCCGACGGACCUCCAUUUGCCAGUACAGUCGCAACCCCACGCGGUCCAGAAGCUCUCGGUCCUUCGCGUGCGCGCUACGCUGCCGAGCAUGAUCUUGGCGAUGCUAGGGGCAGACUGCACGGCGGCGAUGGAUUCGAGGAAGCGGCCUGGACGGCAGAGCACAGAGCUCGACCCGAUCGCCCGGCAAUGGCAGGCGACAGAGAUCGAAACCCGUACUCUCCACCACAUUCAGCAAGCCAGCUGUUGCCCUAUGGCAACACCGAGUCAAGUCUCGGACCUCUGGCUGCGUACGUAUCGCCCAGCCCGUCGCGCCCUGGAUCGUCACACAACGAACUCGCUCCACUUCCGCCCUUUGGCGCCGCGUCUGGAGCUACCACGCCUCACCUGACACCAUCCCCUCUGGCGACUCCGUAUGGCGGCGGCGAGUACGACCGUGGCAGCGUUCGGUACAGCUCCUCUCGCUCCAACUUGCUGCACCCUGACGAUCCUGAAGCUAUGCGUCGCCCCAUGACACCGCGAAGUGGUGGCGCUGGCUCAUCCACUCUCAACCUUAUGAACACGGCCGUGCCAUCCGCUUCUUCGCCAAAGUCACCGCUCGAGGAUGCACCCAUCGACCUGGACGCAGAGGAGGACCUCGAUCUGCGUGUCCUAGCCGAACUCGCCCAGCCGGGCCACCCUAAGCUUGACCGCAUCAUUCGACAGGAAGUCGAGUCGAGCCAAGGUCGAACGCUUGUGGCUGGCUGUGGUCCCAAAUCGCUCGACAUCGUGCUCAGGAGCAUUGUCAGCAAGCAGAUCGAUCCCAAGAAGGUACGCAGUGGUGAUACCAGAGGCGUUGUCAAUGUCGUCAGCGAGUGUUUCGAAUGGGGUGGAUAG
Messenger RNA from Ustilago hordei, 4095 nucleotides. RefSeq lists its product as uncharacterized. Bases 1 to 4095 code for a protein of 1364 amino acids. Gene Ontology annotation, biological process: iron ion transport; intracellular iron ion homeostasis; copper ion import. The record is from RefSeq and is a predicted model, not a curated record. Gene Ontology annotation, cellular component: plasma membrane. Gene Ontology annotation, molecular function: ferric-chelate reductase activity. NCBI's taxonomy places the organism in Eukaryota, Fungi, Basidiomycota, Ustilaginomycetes, Ustilaginales, Ustilaginaceae. The transcript has a single exon.